AUGAAGGAAAACUGGUGCUCGAAAGACCUCUCGGAGCACGAGGAGCUGAAAAGGACACAUCUGCUUUUGCCAUCGCACCGGCUGCUCAGUCAGGCGAAUUGCAUCCUUGAGAUGCUGUCUCGAAUGUCCAGUCAGGGCGGUACAGGCGUCGGACAGUCGAAUCGAGUGCCUGCUUUGCCGUCGACCCCCGCGACGGCCAGCUCUCCCGCGGGGCAGUUGGCAACCGACAGCUUUUCCACGUCGACCGGGUUUGGCGUCAGCAGU
Molecule: messenger RNA, 264 nt
Organism: Protopolystoma xenopodis
Lineage: Eukaryota; Metazoa; Platyhelminthes; Monogenea; Polystomatidea; Polystomatidae
Source: the annotation of a GenBank genome assembly